ACGUCACUACAGUGCGACAUGCCGGAUGGACUAGACGAAUGCACACAAACUGCUGCAUUUUGACAGCAACGUCAGCUUGCUGUUGUUUUAUGAGCUAAUUAUUGUACCGACAUUUAAGGGGUACAUGUAGUUAUCACUAAAUGAGCGGCCAGUAGCUACGAAGGUGUAGCUUCAUAUUUUUUAACGUCAGUUUCUCGUCCACAAAUCCAUCCAACAGCUAGCUGAGCAACAUUAGCGUUGGCGAGUAGCUAACGUUAAUGGUAGAAGGAAACGUUUUUUUAACGCUUAACAGUUAUCCUGACAGAGGUUUAGCAUUUGUCGCAUCUACCGCUUUUUCCCGACGGCGGUAUGAGUUAUGGAUAUGGUGGUGGAGGUGGGAGGAGAGGCAGAAGAGGAGGUCGAGGCAACAGAGAUGGAAGCAGGGAGAGAUGGGACAGAGGAGGUGGAGGAGGCUCGAGGGGACACAGUUCCGACUUUGACCAGGAUAGAGGUGGAGGAGGCGGAGGUGGACAACGGGACCGUCCUCCUCCACACCUGAAGGGCCGGGAGAUUGGUCUGUGGUACGCAAGAUAUGGAGCCGUGAGGAGGAAACAGGCUGACCGGAGAUCGCGGGCAGUGGUCCAGAUGGAUGAGGCCAGAGAGCAGCACAUCACCAAGCUGCUUAACUCAGUCCAGAGUGAACAGCAUGGUUCAGCGAGAGAUGGCUGGGAUACAAGAGCCUCUACAUCUGGCAAUUGGCGGGCAGCUGCAAAUAGCGGUGGUCACUGUUUCUUUGAUGGGGAUGAGCCAGAGGAGGAGAAAAUAAAGAGCGAAAUUAAAAAUGAGGAAGAGGAGGAAGACAUUAGCGUGGGCCAGAAAGCAACUCACAAAUCACAACGUCAUUUCACUCAGGCAGUCAAAGAUGAGACUCCAGACCAGUGGGAUGAUGAUGAUGAAGAAGAAGAGCAGCAGCAGGAAGAGCAGCAGCAGCAGCAGCAGCAGCAGCAGCAGCAGCAGCAGCAGCAGCAGCAGGAAGACAAAGACGAACUUAGAAAGAAAGACAAGGAUCUGGAGUUUUUAUUUCAGGAAGUACGCAGAGACAGUUCACUGGACGAGAGCUUACAGAGAGAUCUGCAGAGAAAGAAAUCAGAUCCAAAGUACAAAGAGAUGCUAAAAUUCAGGGAAAAGCUACCAUCCUAUGGGAAAAAAGAGGAGCUGGUAGAGCUGAUCAACUCGAACCGUGUCUUGGUGGUGAGUGGCGAAACAGGGUGUGGAAAGACCACUCAGGUCACCCAAUUCAUCCUAGAUGACUACAUCAAUCGAGGCGUUGGCUCGAUGUGUCGUGUGGUCUGCACGCAGCCUCGCCGCAUCAGUGCCAUCUCAGUUGCAGAGCGUGUAGCAGCAGAGAGAGCGGAGAGUGUAGGGAAUGGAAACUCAUGUGGUUAUCAAAUCCGCCUGCAGAGCCGGUUACCACGGAGACAAGGUUCGGUCCUGUACUGUACAACAGGCAUUAUUCUUCAGUGGCUUCGCUCAGACCCAUUAUUGUCCAGUGUCAGUCACCUGGUGUUGGACGAGAUCCACGAGAGAAACCUGCAGUCUGAUGUUUUGCUUAUCAUCGUGAAGGACCUGCUCAGUGCCCGCGACGACCUCAAAGUCAUCCUCAUGAGUGCCACGCUCAACGCAGAGAAAUUUUCCAGAUAUUUUGGCAACUGUCCAAUGAUCCACAUCCCUGGUUUGACAUUCCCAGUGGAAGAGUUCCUACUUGAGGACAUUGUGGAGUUGACCAGGUAUCGACCCCAGAAUAAGGACCGUCGCCCCACAUGGAAGAGAAACUUUUGGCACGGACGCAACGCCAGAUCCGAGAAGGAGGAGAAAGAGACUGAAUACAAGGAGAGCUGGCCUUGUUAUGCUCGCACGCUGCAGGGCAGAUACUCUGACAGUACUAUUGAAGCACUGGAGAUGUUGGACAACGAUGACAAGAUUGACCUGGAGCUGAUCCUGGCACUGAUUCGCCAUAUUGUGCUCAAUGAAGAGGAGGGAGCAAUCUUGGUCUUCCUGCCUGGCUGGGACAACAUCAGCACUCUCAAUGACCUGCUCAUGGCUCAGCAGAUGUUCCGAUCAGACCGGUGCGUUAUCAUCCCUUUGCACUCCCUCAUGCCGACCGUUAAUCAGACGCAGGUGUUCAAAAGGCCUCCUCCUGGAGUUAGAAAGAUUGUGAUUGCUACCAAUAUAGCCGAGACCAGCAUCACCAUAGAUGACGUUGUUUAUGUGAUAGAUGGAGGCAAGAUUAAGGAGACCAACUUCGACACCACCAACAACAUCAGCACUAUGACAGCAGAGUGGGUUAGCCUGGCCAACGCCAAACAACGAAAAGGACGUGCCGGCAGAGUGUGUCCAGGGAAGUGCUAUCAUCUGUACAACGGUCUCAGGGCCAGCCUGCUGGAUGCCUAUCAAUUACCGGAAAUCAUGAGGACGCCGCUGGAGGAGCUGUGCCUGCAGAUCAAGAUAUUGAAGCUCGGGUCUAUAGCUCGAUUCCUGGAGAAAGCCUUGGAUGCUCCCACUGAAAAGGGCGUCAACCUGGCAAUCAAGAACCUGACAGACCUGAACGCCCUGGACCAUUCAGAGAACCUGACAGCUCUGGGUUUCCACUUGGCUCGUCUCCCCGUGGAGCCUCACAUCGGGAAACUCAUCCUGUUCGGAGCUCUGCUGGGCUGCCUCGACCCCGCACUCACCAUCGCUGCUUCACUCAGCUUCAAAGACCCUUUCUUCAUACCCCUGGGUAAAGAGAAGAUGGCGGACAUGAGGAGAAAGGUCCUGUCCAGAAACUCAAAGAGUGACCACCUCACUAUUGUCAAUGCCUUCAAGGGUUGGGAGGAAGCGAAACAGCGUGGUGCCAGGUAUGAGCGGGAGUACUGCUGGGACAACUUCCUGUCUGCCAAUACGCUCCAGAUGCUGCACAACAUGAAGGGCCAGUUUACUGAGCAUUUAAUGAACACAGGCUUCGUCAGCAGCAAGGACCCCAAAGACCCCAAUUCUAACGUCAACUCAGACAACGAGAAGUUAAUCAAGGCUGUGAUCGUAGCCGGUCUGUACCCAAAGGUGGCCAUGAUCAGACCAUCUCACAGCAAAAAGAGGCCGGGGGCAAAGGUGUACACCCAGGCUGAUGGGAAGGUGAACAUCCACCCAAAGUCGGUCAACGCUGAAGAGAGCGAGUUCAACUACGCGUGGCUCAUCUACCACCUCAAGAUGAGAACGAGCAGCAUCUUCCUGUACGACUGCACCGAGGUGUCCCCGUUCUCUCUGCUGUUCUUUGGAGGAGACAUCACAAUCCAGAAAGACGGGGAACAGGAGACCGUUGCCGUCGACCAGUGGAUCGUCUUCAGAUCCCCGGCUCGCAUCGCUCACCUUGUCAAGAGUUUAAAGAAAGAGCUGGACUAUCUGCUGGAGGAGAAGAUUCGCAACCCCGCGCCUGUGGACUGGCAAAACCGGCAGUCCAAAGACUGCGCCGUCAUCACAGCCAUCAUAGACCUUAUCACCACCCAGGAGAAGCCUGCAGGCGGCAAUCGGGGCUAUGACCGAGCAUGGGCCCCAAGAGGACAACACAUUCAUUUCAAUGACGAUGAUGAUGACGACGAUGAUUAGAAGCAGCCAUGUGUUGGGCCUGGGAAAUGACUGAGUGCAUCCUUGGACAUGGAGGUUAGUUGGGAUUAUUUAUGACAAGCAGCUGGCCUCCCUCAUGGUGGAAAUCUUAGUGUUCCCUGGGUGCAAACCCAGAGCACUAGGAAGAGUUACGCACUUGAAUGACUCCCGUAAUCAUUAUUUUUUGCGGUCAUUAUUUUGCAAGGACCAAUCCAUGUUCAAAAACAACGAGUAGCUGUUCUGUUUGUUUAGUUUGUACAUUUCUGGUUGCGCUUGUUUUUGAGAAAUGUCACUUAAUGGACUGCGCAAUAAAGAAAGGAUGAAUCACCAAA
Molecule: messenger RNA, 3950 nt
Organism: Acanthopagrus latus (yellowfin seabream)
Lineage: Eukaryota; Metazoa; Chordata; Actinopteri; Spariformes; Sparidae
Gene: dhx36
Product: DEAH (Asp-Glu-Ala-His) box polypeptide 36
Exons: 26
Coding region: 349-3621 (1090 amino acids)
Cellular component (GO): intracellular anatomical structure; cytoplasm; nucleus
Molecular function (GO): ATP binding; G-quadruplex RNA binding; DNA helicase activity
Source: RefSeq, a predicted model, not a curated record